Messenger RNA from Mya arenaria, 2442 nucleotides. RefSeq names its product octopine dehydrogenase-like. The transcript has 2 exons. Bases 123 to 1343 code for a protein of 406 amino acids. Gene Ontology annotation, molecular function: oxidoreductase activity. The record is from RefSeq and is a predicted model, not a curated record. NCBI's taxonomy places the organism in Eukaryota, Metazoa, Mollusca, Bivalvia, Myida, Myidae.
UUCCAGCGUUAUACAAGCGGAUGGAUAUGACUUGACAUUGACAUUGUUAACUUCUAGAACUUAUUUACGGACAUGUGUAUAUUUCAAAAGUGAGAAGGAUAUAUUAGCAACGUUACAUAAAGAUGGCGAAGCCCCUCAAGGUUUGUGUCUGCGGCGGUGGGAAGAGCGCACAUGUCAUAACUGCACUGGCCGCCUCCAAUCCAGAUAUGGAGGUUUCGGUACUUACCAUGUACAAAGACGAGGCGGAGAUGUGGACAAAAGCCAUCGAGAAAGAUGACAUGGUCCUCACCAUUCAUGGUUCGAACGGGGUCUCAAGAGACGUCAAGGCUAAGCCAGCUCAGAUAUCAAAGGAAGCUAAAGACGUGGUUCCGGGUAGUGAUAUGGUACUAUUUACCGUCGCUGCUUUCGCGCAUGAAGAAUACAUGAAAGCGAUUGCUGGACUCAUUGACAAGAAAACCGUACUUAUAGGAUUCCCGGGACAAGCCGGCUUUGAGUAUCUUUGUAAAAGUUACCUAAGUGAUGAGUUACGGGAGCAAGUUACUGUUAUGUCUUUUGAGAUGUCGCCUUGGGUUUGUGAGGUCACCGAAUACGGAAAGAAAGUUGAGGUGACGAGAACGUCAAAGUCUCUGGAUGGAUCUAUUUUAAGGGGCAAGGCCAUCCCAAGGAAACCCGCGCUGAUGAGUCUUCAAAUGGUCGUCGGUAACGUUCCAAUGUUGAAACAAGUUCGCCACUUCCUAGAGGUACUUUUUACGUCCUACUCUUUUAUGCAUCCAGCGAUUAUGUACGGUAGAUGGAAGGAUUGGGAUGGGAAGUACAUGGAUACAGAGCCUUUGUUUUAUGAGGGAGUGGACGAGUCUACGGCCGAUCUUAUUGAGAGUUGCAGCAAGGAAUAUCAAAGUGUUGCCCAUGCUAUAACUGGUCAAAAACCAGAGAUAGACCUAACUGAACUUCCAGAUAUUAUUAACUGGAUACUAAAAUUCUACGAGGGAGAAAUAGAAGACGGUUCAAGUCUUCUGAAAGCGAUUACGACGAACAGCGUAUACAAAGGUGUUAAACACAUCAUGCAGAAGGACAGAUCGAAGUUCAAGCCGGAUUUAACAUGCAGAUACCUGUCAGAGGACAUUCCGUGUGGCAUGUUGGUAGUUAAAGGUAUUGCUGAAAUUCUCGGAGUAGAGACUCCUUCAUGCGACAUGCUGAUCGGUUGGGGACAGGAAAAAUUAAAAAAGAAUUACCUUGUUGAUGGCAAAGUGACUGGUGAGCAUGUAAAGGAAACAAGAGCCCCGCAAAGAUUUGGCUUUACUUCACUUGAAGAAAUUCUCUCCGGAAAGAAAUCCGAGUGUUAACGAUAUUAAAAAACAAUACAUAUGCAUUAUGUGUAAGAAGUUGACAGACCAAUCAAGUGUUAACAUUCCCAGAUUAUAUCGAUAAAAAUGAUCCAGUAAAAAAAGACUGGAAAAUGUAAAUUCCACUGAAAUUGCGCUGGAUUUACGAUUACAUUGUUCAAGGUAUCCGAUGAACCAGUUUACGGUUUUUAAUUGCCCUGGGACGCUUCUUUAUCUUGGAAUCAUUUGGAAGAUUAUGUAAAAGUCAUACCGAAACAAAUAUUUCAAACAAGAUUUUCGGCCUUAAAAUCUUGCAAAAUUGGUAAUUUCAUGUCCCCUUUGAGUUGAAAUAAAAAAGCCAACUGCAAUAACUAAAUCUAGAUUGUGUGUCCAAUCAUUCGGGUUAGAUAUUACUCAUCAGAACUAUCAAUUUUAAAAUAAUGCUAACAUUAUAUUUGGUCACCUGGGUUCCGUUUCAAUAAUAAUGACUGUACGGCUUAAAGAUGGUAACUUUAUACCAGGUAUGCUUUAUUCCGUUUUUGUGGUGAAUGCGUUACAAUAAAAAAUAUCGUCGGGGCAUUUAAAGCAUAUAUUCUGCCCGUAAGCAGCGCAAGUUUUACAACUAAGAUAUCCUAUUGAAAUGUAGCCCUGGCAUCCACAUUUAAUAUCCCGGCCAAUGAUAAAACGACAAUAUCGUACAUAGGAUACCUUGAUAUUUCUCGUAUCUAGCUAUUAUUGCACCAUUGUUGGUACAUGUAUAAGAGAACAUUAAUAGCGACAUUAAUGGCAUGUCAUCUCUUGUCAGAUAUUUAAACACAUGGUAACAAUCAUAAGUUGAUGUAGGUAAGGUCUUCGUUAACACCGGGAGCAAGUAACAUGUUUAGUAUUAGCUUUGUCAUGUCGUAAGCUAACGCUUCUAUUGCUGUUUGUAAUUUUGCUCAUGAUGCGGUGUGGCAAUAAUCAGAAAUAAAACAGUACAUGAAAUGAUUUGAAAGUAACCCUGAUUUCGUAUUCUAAAUACACGUUUGCCUUUUGCAUUUGCACCCUGAUGUUUUCAUGCCUGUUAUUGUUGUUUGAGUGAAAUGUUUUAAUGUUUUCUAAUAAACACUAUUAAAAUAAA